Molecule: messenger RNA, 1693 nt
Organism: Meira miltonrushii
Lineage: Eukaryota; Fungi; Basidiomycota; Exobasidiomycetes; Exobasidiales; Brachybasidiaceae
Exons: 1
Coding region: 23-1615 (530 amino acids)
Biological process (GO): positive regulation of transcription elongation by RNA polymerase II; transcription elongation by RNA polymerase II
Cellular component (GO): Cdc73/Paf1 complex; nucleus
Molecular function (GO): RNA polymerase II C-terminal domain phosphoserine binding
Source: RefSeq, a predicted model, not a curated record
AUCCACCAUUGUUCUAAUCAAAAUGUCAAGUCCUGGCUCAACAGCAGAUCAGGAUGAAAUCAAAAAGACAAACAAGAGACGGGCUAUUAUACAGUCAGACGAUGAAGGAGAUGAGGCAGGACCUUCAGGCUCACCAAAAGUAGAUAAACAAGCAGAAAAGAGUGAUAACGACGACAACGAUGACGAUUUGUUCGGAAAAGAUGAAGCUGCAGAUGACGAUGAUGAAGAUGCAAUCAAACCAUCCGGUCGGGCGAGGCGGAAAGUAGACUCUUCUUCUCCAGCUGCAGUUUCUAGAGAAAGAUCAAGAUCGCCUACCGCAUCAUCACAAGGCGUGGUCGAUCCAAGAGAAUUCCGGGAAAUGUCAGCUGAAGCACCGAUGGGAUAUCGAGAAGGUGCAGAAGAAGAACAACGUGAAGUGCAAGAAGCAUCUUUCAGUCUUCCAUCUUUACCUGUCAGAAGAGGUGCAGCCCACUUUUACGCACGUUUGCCUAAUCUGUUGCAAUAUCGUGCCGAGGCUUUCGAUGUUGAAAGUUUUGAUGAAAAAUUGGAAGAUGAAAUGCUACAAAACAGAGAAGGUAUCAGGAUCGAUGAUGAAGGAUUGCGAAGCUUGUUGACGACCAGUAACACGAUUCGAUGGAGAUGGUCCAAUAAACGUGACUCAAAUGGCGUUCGUAAACCCGAAUCAAACGCUCGUGUGGUGAGAUGGAGCGACGGCACUUCUUCUUUGCAGCUGGGAUCUGAAUUUUACGAUAUCACAACUACAUCCGAGAGAGUACAGAACAAGACAUCGUCGCAACCUCAAACGCAAUCAUCUUCUCAAUCGCAACAGGCAACUGUUGCACCUUCAGCAUCCAUCAUACCACCACAACCCGUUCAACAUCUCACACAUUUAUUUGUUAAACAUGAUGGACAAGAUCAGGUGAAUAUGUUCCAAGCAGAAGCACCAAUUAUGGGUAGUAUGACAUUCAGACCAACGUCAAUCUCAUCUGAAUCUCAUCAAAGGUUAGCAAAAGCCGUUCGUCAACAAAGAGGAACGCUGGUCAAAGAAACUGUAACGAAAGAAGAUCCAGAAUUGGUUAAAAUACGUGCAGAAAAGGAAGAAAAGUUCAAACGACAAGCUAGAUUGCGUGAACAGCGUAGAAUUCGUGCAGCCAAAGGAGGUGCAGAUGAAGAGGAUGAUGAUGCAUUUUGGGCAAGUGCGGGACGUGCAGUACGAAAGCAUGGUGCUCCUGGUGCGGCAAGAGCUGGCGCUACGGCCUCUCAAGCAGCAUUGGAUGCUGAUUUAGAUGCUGUGGAUGAUGUAGAAGGUGCAGUAAUCGAUGACGAUGAUGGAUUCGUCGUUGAUGAUGAGGACGAAGAGGAUGCUGAAGGCGAAGACGACGAAGGAGACGGUGAAGGUGAGAUGGAGGUUGAUGAACCAGAUGAAAUGGACAGAAUGGAAGCAGAGAUGGAAAAACAAGAAGCACUAAGAUUAGCAAACAAGGCCAGCAAUGGAGCAGCACCAGCCAGUACGGAUGCACCGGCAGGAGCCGAAACAGAAGCCACCUCGACAGCAGAUGCUGCUGGUGCUAGCGCUCGUCGUCGUCGUAUCGUAGAUAGUGAUGAUGAAGACUAGGCUUAUUGUAGAAGUACAUCGUAUUGUCAGCAGAGGUGUCCAAGAAUGAUUAUGUAUAGUACAGAAAUGUCUCAAAGA